CUGCCCAAUCCUAAACGAGCCCAUUCUGCUCUCCUCCCGGUCCGACAGAGGUCCUUCUGAACGGGCUGGCGGGAGAACCGGUAGAAACCGAACAGCUUUCUAAACGGGUCAGCGGCGCAGGGGUCCAGACAGGCCGGGGGAGAUUCCGAGCUGCGUUUCAUCGAAAGUGCGUGGCUCUUUACAACACUUAACCUCCCAGUGGAGUGAGGCGGAAGGCAGAAAAUGACGAAUACCAGCCGGGACUUUCACUGAAAUUAAAAGUCUUGCGUUUCAUUGUGUUUUUUGUAGCGCCUCUUUGUUCAUAAAGGGCCCCGCAUUCGGAAUCCCGGAGACGGGUUCGCGGUGCGGUUUACUCUCGGUGUAUUUGAGAAGCGAGGCAGGUUCUGUUGUGUUCCCUCUCCGGCGGGAGGUAUUACUGGCUCCUCUCUCGCAGUAGAGCGGCACGGCACGGCACGGCACGCCUCGCUUCUCUCGCAGCGGCAGAAAUGGCGAAGGUGCAAGUGCUGAAUGUGGCGGUUCUGGAUAACCCGAGCCCCUUCGGGAACCCGUUCCAGUUCGAGAUGACGUUCGAGUGCAUGGAAGACCUGCCUGAGGACCUGGAGUGGAAGAUCAUCUAUGUGGGCUCAGCGGAGAGCGAAGAGUACGAUCAAGUUCUGGAUUCGGUUCUGGUGGGCCCGGUACCAGCAGGGAGGCACAUGUUUGUGUUCCAGGCAGACGCUCCUAACACAGGACUGAUACCGGAGAGCGAUGCAGUGGGGGUGACUGUGGUGCUCAUCACCUGCACUUACCGGGGUCAGGAGUUCAUCCGGGUGGGAUACUACGUGAACAACGAGUACACAGACCCUGAGCUCCGGGAAAACCCCCCUCUCAAACCACACUACGAGCAGCUCCAGAGGAAUAUCCUGGCCUCCAAUCCCAGGGUCACCCGCUUCCACAUCAACUGGGACGGCAGCGCUGACAAGAUGGAGGACGCGGAGAAUGUGGACCCCACCCCCAACACCAUGCUGCCCCCGAGCUGCGCUCCCACCAAGGGCACCGGCCUCGGCCUGCUGCCCGAAAACUCCAUGGACUGCCUGUAGACUCGCUCUGCUCCCCGGCUAGCCAUGCCUUCCACUGCUCCUUCGCACCGAGGGUUCUGCUCCUCGGCAGCACUGAUCAGACUGCCCUGUCAGGGCUUCCAGCUGCUGCAGAGCUGCAUCCUGCACCCUGCGGUGUGACUGCAUGGAGGGGGUUUUCAGCACUUCAUAUCUGGAGCAAGGACUGAUUUAUUGUUUUUUUUUUUAUUCUUUCUCAUUACCGGAAGACCUUUCUGUAAAAAAAAAAAAAAAAAAAAAAAAAAAAAAAAAAAAAAAAAAAAAAAAAAAAAUUAAUGAAAUAAAAAAUAUUUGGGAGAUUGUAUUGCCAGCUAUGCUUUUCACUUGGCAAGCAGGAAGUGAAUGAACAAAACAAACCAACAGGGUCCUGCUUAUUGAUGGGAGUUGAGACUUCCAUCUUAAAUUGAUUGGGUUUCAUGCUGAGUUGUGCUGGUAGGGUUAUAUGUUGGCAGCUGUUGAAAACGCUGUCCUGGGUUUCGCAACUAUCGAUUUUAAGGUGGAAGCAUUUGAGCAAUCCUGUUCAAUCACAAAUGGUACUUGUCCAGAAACCAACAGAUCAAUUAAUGGCGAGACUUAUUACUGUAUAACACUUCCUAUAGGUUAGAACAAUUCGGAGCACUUCUCAACGUCAAACUAAUACAAGUGGGCAAAGCUGGGUCUUUAGCAUUAACACUGAAGCUGUCUGAAGCAUUGUCUGCUUGGCAUUCUCACAGCACAUUUAGUAAAGGCGUCGCCCCUGCUAACUCCUAUUAGCAAGUUUGUUACUAACAUACAAAAUUAUAACUAGAUAAUGUAGAUCAGCAUGACUUGCAUCCACAGUACAGAUUGUAAGUUAAUUACAGUGCAGGCCAGUUCCUUCAUAGAUCCACAUAUUGGGUAUAUGAUAAAAGAAUGCUGGAGUCAGGUUUCGUCAAUACCAUUUUAGUGAUUUCAAAGGUGUUUGUUACAAGGAUCAGUUUAGCUGAAAGGGUGGUUCUGAAACCCAGGACUGGAGGCAGAGUGACUGCUGAGUUCUAAUUGGUGGUAAACCAGUUCUGAAACUACACACUGGGGCAGGGCAAGGUUUCUUGGUGGGGGGUGGGGGGGUAGAGGGAGAGGGCUGUUUCUUUUGUAAACAUCUGUACAUACAUACAAGGCUUUUUGUUUUGGAGUAAAAUUGUGCAUAACUUUACCCCUGCCCCCC
This is a messenger RNA of Polyodon spathula (Mississippi paddlefish), 2277 nucleotides long. It is a transcript of the gene asf1bb, whose product is annotated as anti-silencing function 1Bb histone chaperone. Lineage: Eukaryota; Metazoa; Chordata; Actinopteri; Acipenseriformes; Polyodontidae. Gene Ontology annotation, molecular function: histone binding. The record is from RefSeq and is a predicted model, not a curated record. Gene Ontology annotation, cellular component: nucleus. The transcript is spliced from 4 exons. Bases 486 to 1079 code for a protein of 197 amino acids. Gene Ontology annotation, biological process: DNA replication-dependent chromatin assembly.